UCGGUCCUCCAAAGCUCUCAGCCCAGCGUUGCAGCAGGGGUCCUUGCAGCUAAUGUUUGUUAGCUCAUGUGCUAACUAGCGGGCUAGCAGCUACGCACGCAGUCAGUCGUCGGGACAGACGGAGUGUCGGUGGUCGGUCUGUGCGGAGAAUGAGCCUGAAACAUGUCAGGUUAGUUUGUUUUCUAACAGACUCGCCCACACACAGACGCCAGCUCGUACAGACACGUGAAGCUGAGUCACUUUGAGAGCUAGCUGCAUCGUUUGGGAUGACCUGACGACAUCUAGCUUCUUCGACCUGUUCCUCCAUCGUCCUAGCUCUGUCGGAUAGGACGACCAUCCUACAUCUCACAAUCUAAGUCUGCCACACCCUCUUCCUUCAGAUACCUCAAACAUCGCCUGGACUGAGCUGUACCGGCCCCACAGAGAGCUUCAGCCUUCUCCUCGCAUUCAAAAAAAUAAAAUAAAAGAGACGAUGUAUUGCCUACAGUGGCUACUUCCUGUGCUGCUCAUCCCCAAGCCGCUGAACCCAGCGCUGUGGUUCAACCACUCCAUGUUCAUGGGCUUCUACCUGCUCAGCUUCCUGCUGGAGAGGAAGCCCUGCACCAUCUGUGCCUUGGUCUUCCUCGCCGCCCUCUUCCUCAUCUGCUACAGCUGCUGGGGCAACUGCUUCCUCUACCACUGCCAGGACGCAGCACUGCCGGACGCCGCCCACGACCCGGCGAUCGUCGGGACCUAGGAGAGGAAAGGGGGCGGCAGGGGUAACGGGAAUGGGGAAGACGAGGGGGUGAGAAGGGUGACAAGGCAUUGCUGGGGAAUUAUACUGCCAUGCUGUAAGAGUAGAUGGGGCAGAGAGCGCUCGGCUGAUGAGGAGAAGAGCCGGUUUUAGAGGAUAAUGGGGAGCUGUAUUGCCAUGCUGUAAAGAAAGAUGGACUUGAAUUGAAGUGGUAGUAGGAGACGGAGGGGGAUGUCAGAGGAGACGGGGAGAGGGGCAUCCACACAUGACGUGCUAAGAGGAGGACGCGUGAACUUUCUGAGGAGGAAUUUAAAUGUCGGCGACUUUUUAUUCCAGCAUUUGAAUGAACACUAGACGUAACACCUAAACCUAAAGUGACCGCUGUGUUUCAGUAUUCUGGUUCCUUUCUUGACUUGUUUACUUCCAGCAUUGCUCAAAAGAGACACGACUCUCUCCAAACAAACAACCUGUCAGCUCGUCUUUUUCCAUCUCUUUUUAGAAAGACGACGCGCUCCACCUCAAACUGCCAAAAUUCACACAACCCCCCAGUGAAAGCUCCAGACUCCAACAUUUCAGGUUUCGCUGGUAGCCGUGCUCGCUUCUCCUCCUCGUACCGUUUCAGUUGUUGACAAACUUUUGUACGCCGGGUAGUGUUAAAGAAAAAAAUCAGCAUUUCCACAAGCGACACAUCUUUUAAAGUCCGACCUGACCGAAGUCCCGUCGCCUCUUUGGCUCUGCACACGUAAACGCGACCAUGGACAAGGAGAGCACACAGACACUGGACAAUCAAUAACUAUGCUGUGAACUGUUUCUCCUUUUUGCCGCAUCGCCACACAAACGCACCUCAGGAGGGUGUGAUAAUGCUGAGAAACUGUCCCGCCGUCACUACCGACCACGCUCUGCAGCUGCCCCCCCUCGUCUUCCUCGUCUCCUCUUCCUCCUCCUGCCUCGGAGUGAAUGUCACCGACCGCCAGACUCACCAUCUGAACUUUUUCUUUUUUUUUGUGCAUGGGUUGCCGUUAUUUUUUUUCUUUUCUUUUUCAAGUUCACACACGACUUUUAAUUAAUUAAAACAAAAUGCUGAAGGUUUCCAAAGGGUAGUAUAAUAAUCUGGAUGUGUGUGUGUGUCGGAGUGUGUGUGAAAGAAAGUUUGUGUUAACGUGCGAUAGGAGUGUAUUUUUGUGUGUGCUCAUGACAUGCUGAUGUAAAAACGUGGCGAUACACGAGGUAACGUAGCAUACGUCAGUAUUUCCAGCAUCAAUGAGUAAUACAGAGUGCUGGUUGAGGAGAUAUUCUCGCUGUCAUUAAGUUUCCUCGUGUGUCGCUGCUGUAAGUGUUAUGUUUAGCUGUCAGACACAGGCUAAGGUGUUUAUACUGUGUACCUAUUGGUGUGUGAGUGUGUGUGUGUGCGUGUGGCCUCCUGUCGCAGUGCUGAACAUUGCUCACUGCUACAUUAUUGCUUUGGUUUUAAUUUAAAUAAAGUUUUUCCUCUCAACGUGUUAAAA
Messenger RNA from Larimichthys crocea (large yellow croaker), 2238 nucleotides. It is a transcript of the gene blcap, whose product is annotated as bladder cancer associated protein. Bases 473 to 736 code for a protein of 87 amino acids. The transcript has 2 exons. The record is from RefSeq and is a predicted model, not a curated record. NCBI's taxonomy places the organism in Eukaryota, Metazoa, Chordata, Actinopteri, Sciaenidae.